AAAAAUAAAAAUAAAAUAAAAACAGUAAAAUGCAACAAGAAACACGUGAAUGCUUUGUGUUCAAGAAAUGAGGUAAUUUAAAAGCAAAUUGCAGAAUCUGGAAAGCCAGAAUGCGAAAACAAACUAAACUACAAAAGGCCAAAAGAAAGAAACUGAUUUUUCUUCAGAUAAUAAAUAUGGGUUUCAAUCAGGGGCGGACUGACUAUUUGGAAAUUCGGGCACUGCCCGAGGGCCUGGGGUCAGUUGGGGGCCCCAUGAGAUGCCCCUGGUACCUUUUUCAUAGGCUUUUUUGAGUUUGGGCAAGGACGCAGGGGCCCCAUGAUCCCCUAUUGCCCGGGGCCCCAU
Molecule: messenger RNA, 345 nt
Organism: Staurois parvus
Lineage: Eukaryota; Metazoa; Chordata; Amphibia; Anura; Ranidae
Source: the annotation of a GenBank genome assembly